This is a messenger RNA of Closterium sp. NIES-67, 2965 nucleotides long. The record is from the annotation of a GenBank genome assembly. Lineage: Eukaryota; Viridiplantae; Streptophyta; Zygnematophyceae; Desmidiales; Closteriaceae.
UAAGCAGCUUGAGUCAUAUUUUAUUACUUUAUUAACCAAUAAUUACCAUGACUGCUACUUUAGAAAGACGCGAAAGCGCAAGCCUAUGGGGUCGUUUCUCUGACUUUAUUACCAGCACCGAAAACCGUCUUUACAUCGGAUGGUUCGGCGUAUUGAUGGUACCUCUUCUUCUAACUGCAACUUCUGUAUUCAUCAUUGGUUUCAUCGCAGCUCCUCCAGUAGAUAUCGAUGGUAUCCGUGAGCCUGUUUCUGGUUCUCUUCUAUACGGAAACAACAUCAUUUCUGGUGCUAUCGUUCCUACUUCUGCAGCAAUCGGUAUGCACUUCUACCCUAUCUGGGAAGCUGCUUCCGUUGAUGAAUGGUUAUACAAUGGUGGUCCUUACCAACUAAUCGUUCUUCACUUCCUUUUAGGUGUAGCUUCUUACAUGGGUCGUGAAUGGGAACUUAGCUUCCGUCUAGGUAUGCGUCCUUGGAUCGCUGUUGCAUACUCUGCUCCUGUUGCAGCUGCUACCGCAGUAUUCCUAAUCUACCCAAUCGGACAAGGAAGUUUCUCUGACGGUAUGCCUUUAGGUAUCUCUGGUACUUUCAACUUCAUGAUCGUAUUCCAAGCUGAGCACAACAUCCUUAUGCACCCAUUCCAUAUGCUAGGUGUGGCUGGUGUUUUCGGCGGCUCUCUAUUCAGUGCAAUGCAUGGUUCCUUGGUUACCUCCAGCUUGAUCCGUGAAACCACCGAAAACGAAUCUGCUAACGCUGGUUACAAGUUUGGUCAAGAAGUAGAAACUUACAACAUUGUUGCAGCUCACGGCUACUUUGGACGUCUAAUCUUCCAAUAUGCUAGUUUCAACAACUCUCGUUCUCUACACUUCUUCUUGGCUGCUUGGCCUGUAGUAGGUAUUUGGUUUACUGCUUUAGGUAUCAGUACUAUGGCAUUCAACCUAAACGGUUUCAACUUCAACCAAUCCGUAGUUGAUAGCCAAGGUCGUGUAAUCAACACUUGGGCUGAUAUCAUCAACCGUGCUAACCUAGGUAUGGAAGUUAUGCACGAGCGUAACGCUCACAACUUCCCUCUAGACUUAGCAUCUGUUGAAGCUCCUUUCGUUGGCUAAACAAUCUUGUUUUAGAGGCAAGCUGCAUAUAUAACAACUGUGCGCAGGAAUCCUGCGCACGGUUGUAGUUUGCUAUAUUUUCUCUUUUUUGUAUGUUGUAUGGCGAACAAAUUGAUCAGAAUGUCCUUUAUGUUUGAUAUAAAAUAAAAAUAUAUAAAAUAUAGCAAAGUUUCCAUUAUUUGCUUCACUUCGCAUUUUUUAUUACUUGCCUAGUAAAUAUACAGGUUAAAUUCCUAACUUUCACUUAUUUAUGUAUUGGUCCAUUAAGCACCUUAAAUGUGUGUCAUAAUAUAUUUAGGAGUCUGUCCUGGGUCACUUCUGUAUCAUAGUUGUUCUAGUUACAGACUUAAUAAAGUGGGUAGCAAUUCUAAAAUAUUACCCUCUCAGAAGCUGAUUCAUGAUUUUGGGCAGGUGUUUCCUUUGUCUCGUCUGAAGAGAGGAGAAUCUCAAUGACUAUUCGUUCACCGGAACCAGAAGUCAAGAUUGUGGUAGACAAUGAUCCUGUAAAAACCUCUUUUGAAAAAUGGGCUAAGCCAGGUCAUUUCUCUCGUGCGUUAGCAAAAGGUCCUACUACAACCACUUGGAUUUGGAACCUGCAUGCUGAUGUUCACGAUUUUGAUAGCCACACUAGUGAUCUAGAAGAAAUUUCUCGUAAGGUUUUUAGUGCACACUUUGGUCAAUUAGCUGUCAUAUUCAUUUGGUUAAGCGGAAUGUAUUUUCAUGGUGCACGCUUUUCCAAUUAUGAAGCAUGGUUAAGUGAUCCAACCCACAUCAAACCUAGUGCUCAAGUUGUUUGGCCAAUUGUAGGUCAAGAAAUUUUGAACGGCGACGUAGGUGGUGGAUUCCAGGGAGUUCAAAUUACCUCUGGUUUAUUCCAAAUGUGGCGUUCUUCUGGAAUCACUACUGAACUAGAGUUAUAUUCCACUGCAAUUGGUGGUUUAUUAAUGGCAGGCUUAAUGUUUAUCGCUGGUUGGUUCCAUUAUCAUAAAGCUGCACCUAAAUUGGCUUGGUUCCAAGAUGCAGAAUCUAUGAUGAACCACCAUUUAGGCGGUCUAAUAGGCUUAGGAUCUUUGGGUUGGGCUGGACACCAAAUUCAUGUAUCUUUGCCUAUCAACCAAUUGUUAGAUGCAGGAGUUGACCCUAAAGAAAUUCCUUUGCCUCACGAAUUUAUAUUUAACAGAGACUUAUUAGCUCAGUUAUAUCCUAGCUUUGCGAAAGGUGUAACUCCUUUCUUUACCUUAAACUGGGCAGAGUAUUCUGAUUUCUUAACUUUCCGUGGCGGUCUAAAUCCAGUUACAGGAGGUUUAUGGUUAACUGAUACAGUUCACCACCACGUAGCAAUUGCAGUCCUUUUCCUAGUAGCAGGACAUAUGUAUAGAACUAACUGGGGAAUUGGUCAUAGCAUGAAAGAAAUGUUAGAAGCUCACAAAGGGCCUAUGACUGGUGAAGGUCACAAAGGACUUUAUGAAAUUUUGACCACUUCUUGGCAUGCUCAAUUAGCAUUAAACUUAGCUACUUUUGGAUCUUUAACAAUUAUCAUAGCACAUCAUAUGUAUGCUAUGCCUCCUUACCCAUAUUUAGCAACUGAUUAUGGGUACUCAGUUAUCCUUAUUCACACACCACAUGUGGAUUGGUGGAUUCUGCGUUGUAGGGGCUGGUGCUCAUGCAGCUAUCUAUUUGGUAAGAGAUUACGAUCCAACUACUCAGUAUAACAAUCUAUUAGAUCGUGUUCUACGUCAUAGAGAUGCAAUUAUUUCUCAUCUUAACUGGGUAUGUAUCUUCCUAGGAUUCCAUAGUUUUGGUUUGUAUAUUCAUAACGAUACUAUGAGUGCCUUAGGUCGUCCUCAAGAUAUGUUCUC